Molecule: messenger RNA, 2374 nt
Organism: Quercus robur (English oak)
Lineage: Eukaryota; Viridiplantae; Streptophyta; Magnoliopsida; Fagales; Fagaceae
Exons: 2
Coding region: 229-2163 (644 amino acids)
Source: RefSeq, a predicted model, not a curated record
UCCUGUUCUCACUUCUGUUUUUCUUUUUUAGUGGGAGGAACUCUGGCUACUCUAAUAGAGUUGUGGCUACCAUAAAAGGUCCUUUCCCUUCCCAUUAUUUCCCCCUCUUGUAUUUUGAACAACAGAUGGCCUAUAUUACGCUCACUCUUCAGCCUGCUAAUUUAAGAAUGUAGGGCUUCUACAAAUAUCCAUCCAUAUAUUUUGGUAUUAGAAGUGUACUGGAACAAAAUGGUAUCAGGAAAAGAUAUCCUGGUUGUUAACAAUGCCACUAAUGUUCAAAAUUGUGUGCUCAACAAAGCUCGGGAAACGCUAGAGUAUAUUGAAUCAUAUGUCCUUUUGACUACGCUCCUGGUAGUCUUUCUCACAGUCUUCGGAUCUUGGAGGCGACGUAGCCACAGUUUGACACUCAAAUAUUCGAUAUGGGCAUGUUAUCUUUUGUCUACGUUCCUGAUAAACUACACCAUGGGCCUGAUGAAGUCAGCAACAUUCCCUAAUGAAUUAUUUUCUGUUUGGGCGAUGUUUUUGAUUAUUUUCCUUGGAAGUGCUGAUUGCAUCUCCGCCUACAGCCUUGAAGACAGUGAGAAUCGGAAGAGAUAUUACUUGGAAAUUUUUGUUCAGUAUUUUUGGCUGGGCUGGGUGAUAGGUAUGCAUGCUAACGAACACAAAUUUAUGAUUCCACUCUAUCUCCUCUAUAUCUUGUCUUUGAUUACGACAGGAGGCAGAGCCGAAGCUUUGGAGUUAGCAAGCAGAUCAUAUGGUUUGGUGAGAAACACCAAACUGGUUGCAGACUUCAUGGAAGAUGAGAGCAACAAAGAAGGCGAUGAAGCAGAUCCUACUUGCAUGAAAGGCUACAAGUAUUUGGUGAAAGGAGAAAAGAAGGAAAAGGUGAAAGUUAAAGCACCACGCUACCAUAUGCAGUUUGAGACGACAGAUGAUAAUGGAGUCAUUACCAUUGAUAUGAUCUGGCAAUGCGAAGGGAGACUCUUAAGCUCCACCGGAGAUCCAGACGGGCGACUCAAAGAUAUCUGCCUUUCUUAUGCAUUGUAUAGGCUUCUCUGUCGUAGAUUUGCAAAAUAUUCCUUCCCUGAAAGCUCCCAGCUUAAGACAUGGAAUUUUGUUCGAUAUGGGCUUCUUUCCAAAGAAGGUGAUCAUGAGAGAGCAUUCAGAGUAAUUGAGCUGGAGCUCGGAUUUCUUUAUGAUCUCUUUUACACAAAAUAUCCCGUCUUAUUUGCCAAUGGGCUUCCAUUAUCAAGACUUUUGCAGUUCAUUAUUGUCAUAAUUGGUUGUUAUGUCGCGGUUCCCACUCUAACCAAUUACCAAGAUAGAGAUUCUGAUGUGCACCUCAUGACAACAGGUGGACAUAACCUUGAUGCUCUUCUCACAGAUAAGCCGAGAAAUGGUCUAAAACUAAGUGCUAACGUCACAUUGCCGAUGGAAGUGAAGAAAGCAAUUAUUCACUCUCUAAAGACCCAUGAGCAGCGAAUCCAGCGAUUGACAAAUGGGGUAGCUUCUCUGCAGAGAAACAGGGUUGAGAAUGAACUCUCCUGGGCAUGUAGACUUGAGACACAGACGCAUGUUAUCAUGGUCUGGCAUAUAGCCACCAGUCUUUGCGAGCUUAAUUUAUCAUCACAAGAAAUUGUCACAGGGGAACAGGUCAACCAACAAAGGGAAAGCGAAGACUUCAUUGUGGCAACUAAGUUGUCUAAAUACUGUGCCUAUUUGGUGGCUUUUGCUCCAAGACUUUUACCUGAUCAUCCGUAUAUUACAGAAUUUAUUUUUGAUCAUGUAGUUGUUGAAGCCAGGGAGAAACUCAAGGGAUGCGAGAAAAGUAUUUGCCAAAAGAUGUUUAAUUUAUGCAAAGAUGAUCGCAAGAAAAGAAUUUCCAAAAAGAUGUUGACUUUGGGCCAAGAGGAUGGAAACCAAGAAAUUAUUGAAAGGGGUGCUGUUCUUGCGAAGGAUCUGCUAGAAAAAAUAGAUGACAAUGGGCGGAGAUGGAAAAUUCUGGCUGAAUUAUGGACAGAGAUGAUGUUGUUUGUGGCUCCCUCCGAUGAUGAAACUGCCCAUGCAGAGCACCUAGCCAUGGGAGGAGAGUUUGUGACUCACUUAUGGGCAUUACUCUCUCAUGCUGGUAUACUCAAGCGAGACUCAGCUCAGGAUGUUUGACUAAUGCAUUUGUCCCUAUGUGUUUUCCUUAUGAUUGUAUGAUAUUGUGUGAUUUCUCAUGCAUUUCCAUUCCCAGUAUGUAUAAUAGAUAGAUGUUUGCCCUCAAAAAAAAAAAAAGUGUCGCUGUGGUUGUAUUGUAAUUACGUGUGUUGUAUAUUUGGUUUGAUUAGUGUUUGAUUUUCUGUUAUUUCCUUUGAUUUGAUUUCUUUAA